Molecule: messenger RNA, 1464 nt
Organism: Pseudogymnoascus verrucosus
Lineage: Eukaryota; Fungi; Ascomycota; Leotiomycetes; Thelebolales; Thelebolaceae
Exons: 1
Coding region: 50-871 (273 amino acids)
Biological process (GO): pyridoxine metabolic process; pyridoxal 5'-phosphate biosynthetic process
Cellular component (GO): glutaminase complex; cytosol
Molecular function (GO): glutaminase activity
Source: RefSeq, a predicted model, not a curated record
CGCAUCAACUCUCAACAAUUGAUACUAUUAACCUCACUUACCUCUAAUAAUGGGUUCCCUCGGCACUUCAAACGCCUUCACGGUCGGCGUCCUCGCCCUCCAAGGCGCCUUUAACGAACACACCCAACUCCUGCGCUCAGCAGCCCAAUUUCACCCCGCCACCCAGUUCACCUUCCUCGAAGUCCGCACCGCCGCCCAACUCGCAAGCUGUGACGCUCUCGUCAUCCCCGGCGGCGAAUCCACCACCAUCUCUCUCAUAGCCGAGCGCUGCAACCUCCUCGAACCCCUCCGCGACUUCGUCAAAGUCCAGCGCAAGCCGACGUGGGGCACAUGUGCGGGGCUUAUCCUGCUCGCCGAGUCGGCCAACCGCACAAAGGCCGGCGGACAGGAGCUAAUUGGCGGUCUGGACGUGCGUGUCAACCGCAACCAUUUUGGGAGACAGACGGAGUCCUUCCAGGCGGAUCUGGAUCUCAAAUUCCUGGGCGCUGAGGGUGGCAAGGCGGACCCGUUCCGCGCGAUCUUCAUCAGAGCGCCGAUUGUUGAGACUCUGCUGAAGGCAUCUGAUGGCGCACAGGAGGACGAGGCACAGAAGCCAGAGACUGUUAUUGCGCCAUCGAAGGAUGUUGCUGAAGGAAUUGACCCUUCGAUCAAGCAGCAGCCAGUGGAGAUCCUGGGUACAGUGCAAGGCCGCACCGCAGCUGUCAAAGGUCAAGAUAGCGCGACCAACAAUGAAGCGGGCGAUAUAGUAGCUGUGAGACAGGGGAAUGUGUUUGGUACUAGCUUCCACCCGGAGCUAACGGGCGAUGCUAGAAUCCAUGCCUGGUGGCUAGGAGAGGCAGUGAGGACCUUGGAGGGCAGGAAGUCUUCUUGAGCCUCGGCCACAUGGACUGAUUACUGUUUUGGAUAAGAUGGUGGGUUAAUUGUCACACCGCGCUGCAAUAGAGCAAAGCGGGGGGCUUGUGCAUGAUAGUACUGCCCCGUGAAAAAUAAUGACGAGAAUCGGCAUUGGCGAAACUGGGAACUUUUGGCGUUAUACAGCAGCCUCACCAGCAAAUUCAGCACAUGCGAUUUCCAGCCAAUGGAAGCAAUGACGGAUACGGUUUAGAUGUAUGUUUUGAUUCAGCGCUCGACUUCAAACGCCUACGACAACCCCAUAUUAAUAUGAGGAUCACCCAAACGCAACGUGUUCUGCAACACGUCACAUAUUACCUGGCUCUCAAAGAACCAUCACCACAUAUCCCAAUCUUGUCACGACUCGUCAAUCUUGAGGAUCUCAACCUUCGCAUCCUCCCACGUCUCCUUGUUCUUCUUUGCCCAUUCGAUCUGCGACUUGGCGUACGCGAGCUGGUAGAGGAGUUAGCAAGAUAUUUGGUAUAGGGACACAGUAUAUAGAAAUAGACCGGCACAUAGUAAUCGCGGGGCAGAAUAGACAUUGAAAAUCCAAACACUUACCAUAUACCUCCU